AACAACAUCCGUAGUAAACAAGUAGUCACUUAUAUAUAUAUAUAUAUAUAACACCCGACAGUAUGUCACCCGACGGUAACGGUUCGACAGCUGACGGCCAACACAAUCGCAAGUGUCAACAGAUGACCGCCGCAACCGCCGCCGCCGCCAAUGACCUCAACAGCGAUAGCCGACGACGCGAAUCGUCAACACAAUGGUCCGAACAGGACAUCAUCGGCAACGACCGGAUUGGCUACGAUAGUUCCCGCGAUAUUAAUAGCCAUUUCUAUGCCAUCAAUGAACGCCCAGUGGACGACAUAUCUCUGGAAUUCUUCUAUAAGCCGCACACCAUCUCGUUGUUGACCGUAUCGAUUGUGGCCGUAUUUUUUACCGCAUUUCAACGCAGCGGCGACGGCGCCGACCACUCAUUGGAGGACAACAUUUGCGACGGCUUGCURUGUGUUGUCUUCUUCUUCCUAAUCAUAUCGAUGUUGACCUUUCCGAACGGCCCGUUCACGCGACCGCAUCCCGCAGUUUGGCGUCUGAUUUUCGGCUUAAGUGUCCUGUAUUUGAUGGCAUUGUUGUAUCUAUUGUUUCAAAACUUUGCGACCGUUAAGUCCAUAAUGUAUUGGUUUUAUCCCGAUUUGAAACACUUUCGUAUUGACUCCGAAAAGCAAUACGCCAUCAACUGCUCGGAUACCUCAGUCCAGCGAAUCUGGAACACUGUCGACGUCUUUGCUUGGGGCCAUUUCUUUGGCUGGACAAUGAAGGCCAUCCUCGCCCGACACUACGGCAUUUGUUGGACAAUAUCGGUCACCUGGGAGAUCACCGAAAUGGCUUUCGCACACCUGUUGCCCAAUUUUGCCGAAUGCUGGUGGGAUUCAAUAGUCCUCGAUGUCCUCAUAUGCAACGGUUUAGGCAUAUGGUUUGGUAUGUGGAUCUGCCGGAUGCUUGAGAUGCGGACAUACAAAUGGGAAAGCAUUAAGGACAUACAGUCGACAUCGUUACGUAUCCGKCGUAUGCUUCUACAGUUUACACCCGCCGACUGGGAACACGUCCACUGGUUUGACCAGUCYCGGCCGUACGUCCGUUUUCUGGCCGUUACCCAAUUGGUCAUAUUCUGGCAGAUGACCGAAUUGAAUACGUUUUUCUUGAAACAYAUUUUCGACGUACCRCCCGAUCACCCGCUGUGUCUCAUCCGACUAGCACUGGUCGGUCUGAUUGUKGCGCCGUCGGUCCGUCAAUACUAUACGUAUGUUACGGAUAAACGAUGCAAACGAGUCGGUACCCAGUGCUGGGUAUUCGGUGCCAUUAUGCUGACCGAGGCACUGGUAUGCAUCAAAUUUGGGCUCAAUAUUUUCGCACAGACACAGAUCCAGAAUAUUAUCUCAUGGCUGGUCAUACAAUUAUUGCUCAGUAUAUUCUGUAUAUCAAUGUGCAUACUAUGGGCUAAAUAUACCGAUACCGGUGGCUAUGAAUCUCUUGAUGAUUACCGUAUAAAUAGUAAACCAAUGGUCACAAUCUCAUCRUCAUCAGUAUCAUCAUAA
Messenger RNA from Oppia nitens, 1526 nucleotides. RefSeq names its product phosphatidylserine synthase-like (gene l(3)77CDf). Bases 63 to 1526 code for a protein of 487 amino acids. Gene Ontology annotation, biological process: phosphatidylserine biosynthetic process. Gene Ontology annotation, molecular function: L-serine-phosphatidylethanolamine phosphatidyltransferase activity. The record is from RefSeq and is a predicted model, not a curated record. NCBI's taxonomy places the organism in Eukaryota, Metazoa, Arthropoda, Arachnida, Sarcoptiformes, Oppiidae. The transcript is spliced from 5 exons.